GGAUAUCCUCUUUUGCUUUGGUGGUCAAACUGUCCCAAGUCGUCAGCUGUUCUGCUAGCAUUCAUACACCCUGUUAGCAUUCAUCUACCCUCUGUUUCUUUAGGAGCUCUGUGUGCGUGCACGUGUGUGUGUGUGGUUCGUAAUCUCAAAAAACAUUCAACUUGUUUAAAGACACUUUUAAACUAUUCUUAACACUGUAUCGAUCAUCACAUUUUAAUGUGCUAUGCAGUAUUUUGGCAGGUAACCUAGGAGACGACUCCAUUAUUAUGCUACAAGCAUAAUAAUCCCGUAUGCUACACACACACAUACAAAAAUAAAGAAACUAUAGAGAGUUAGAGAGUACACAUUCAAAUAAAUCCUUUAAUAUACAGUUUACACGAGUAACAUAAUAUUACUUGUUCUUUACUACAGUAUAUGGUUAAUACAUUCUGUUAUAACUCCCCGGUCUAAAUAUAUUUACCUCUGAGCUUUUCCGGCCAGGCGGGUAAGCUGAAUACAACCAUUUUUAUAAAAAGUUAUUUUUAAAUGGUUUUAUUAAAAUGUAUUAACCAUGCUUCAAAACAUGUUUUCUUAUGAGUUCCUUAACUCAUUUCAUUCACUGCCUGUAUAUGUUGCUAGAUGACAAUGUCUGUGGACUGUGUGACUCCAUGGUUCUGACUUGUUAUACUUGGCAAUGUUUGAGGGCGUGCUCUCACGGAAGGCUGAAGGGAUAUUAUUCACUCGGAUAUUAAUGAACACAGAGAGAGAUAUAUAAGUUCGUCCAAAAUGUGGACACACGGCAACCGCCUCCCGCCUACUCCGAUCCGACUUUUUAGUUGGCCAGGCUGGCGGCGAGCACUUCACUUCUGUGCGCGCUUGCCAACAGACCGGUGCUUAUCGUCUGCUACCGGCCUCUGCUCCUCUCUCGGCCACAUUUUCCAAGGAAUCGCCACACAACUGAAUCGGUGGCACAGUAGUGUACAGACAAGCCAUGGGGAAAUCCAAAGGAGGCAAGGACCUGGAGAGCCCUGAAGUCAAGUCAAAGACAGACAGUGAGGACGAGAUCAUUGAGCGAGGGAACUGGUCUCGGAAGCUGGAAUUUUUUCUCUCCUGUCUCAGCUACGCCGUGGGCCUCGGCAAUGUCUGGCGCUUCCCUUAUAUUUGUGCCAGAAAUGGCGGAGGUGCCUUCAUGAUACCUUUCCUGUGUAUGCUGUUGAUCACUGGGAUACCCUUGGUAUUCAUGGAAAUGGCCUUUGGCCAGUUUGCCAGCUGCGGGGUCGUCUCCGUGUGGAGCGUCUGCCCUCUCUUCGAAGGUGUGGGCUGGGCCAUGUUCGUGGUUUCCGUAUUGAUUGCAAUAUACUACAACAUGAUCAUAGCCUGGACCCUGUACUACCUCUUCGCGUCCUUCACCAAAACACUGCCCUGGAGCUUUUGUGGUGUCUGGAGUUCAGAUGGCUGCUUUGAGGAUCGCGCGGAGAUCAGCAACUGCACGAGGUUUGGUGGUGUGUGGUACAACAGUUCCUGCAAGACGAUGGACUCGGUCGGUCUGGAGGAGUUUCUCCACAUCCAGAACAUCACCAACCAUUCCUCACUCGAGCACCAUUCUCCAAGCGACGACUACUUUCACAAAGUAGUUCUCGACAUCACCAAAGGCAUCAAUGACAUGGGCGAGGUGAGGUGGGAGUUAGCCCUGUGCCUGCUGCUGGCCUGGCUGCUAGUCUGUAUCUGUCUCGCCAAGGGAAUAAAGACCUCUGGCAAGGCAGUAUACGUUACAGCAUUUUUCCCCUACUUGGUUCUGACCAUACUUCUUGUCCGAGGCGUGACCCUGAAGGGCUCCGGAGACGGCAUCCUCUACUUCCUUACACCUCAGUGGGAUCAGCUUCUGAAUGCCAAGGUAUGGGCAGAUGCAGCUGUACAGAUCUUCUUUUCUCUGUCUCCAUGCUGGGGUGGCCUCAUAACACUAUCCAGCUACAACAAGUUCCACAACAACUGCAUGUUAGACGCAGUUCUGGUGUCUGUGAUGGACUGCCUGACUAGUGUCUUCGCUGGUCUUGUCAUCUUCGCCAUCAUUGGUUACAUGGCGAACGAACUUCAUGUGGGGGUCAAGGAAGUUGCAACUGAAGGGGCUGGCUUGGCUUUUGUGGUGUACCCUGAAAUUGUGACGAAGCUACCUGUGUCACAGCUCUGGUCCAUCCUCUUCUUUGCUAUGCUCAUCACGCUGGGACUUGGCACACAGAUCGCCACUGUCACCACUGUGCAUACUACUCUGAUUGACCAGUUCCCACAUGUGUUUCGCCAGGGCCGCCGUUCGCUCAUUUUACUAUUCAUAAUUUCUGGAUCCUGCUACCUAAUGGGUCUAGCCUUCUGUGCCAAGGGUGGGAUGUACGUUCUACAGCUAUUUGACAAUUACGCCGCUACAUACUCUCUCCUCUUCAUUGGUCUUGUGGAAUGCAUGACCCUUUCAUGGGUGUACGGCACGGAUCGGUUUUUUUUCGACAUUGAACUGAUGCUGGGGUCAAGGCCACACUGGAUGUGGAGCAUCGUAUGGCGAUUCGUGGCGCCACUGUCGCUGGCGGUGAUCCUCAUCUUUACCUGCGUUAACUUCAGCCCCACCAAGUACGACACCUACGUCUUCCCCGCCUGGGCAGAUGGCUUGGGGUUUAUUUUGACACUGACCUCCAUCUUAGCCAUCCCUGCUGUAGGGCUCUUUAAACUAUUUAUGGAAAUGCGAAAUACGCGACAUUCUUUCUUACAGUGCGCGCGCAAGCUGUUAAAGCCGCUGCCCAAGUGGGGCCCGGCACUGAAGGAACAUCGCCUCGAGCGAGCCACCAUCGACGACAUCGACGUCUCGGCCUUCGAGUCGCAGGUUCCGCUGACAAUCAGCUCCGUGAAUGGCAUUAACUCUUCUUUCCCGCACCCGACGAACAGCAGACUGUGAUUUCGUCAGGUUGAUGUAGUUACACCUCUCUUGUACCCAGGGGGAAAAAGUCCUGCUGUGAUUUCCUCGCAGGGUGUCUGCUUCCUUGUCACAAAAAACGAGGGGAAGUAAAGAGAGGGGUUCGGGUACCUUUUGCAAAGGACUGUAAAGCAACAGUAUCUCAUCAUGGGACUAAGAAUAAGCCAAAUUUACCAGGGUCAGUUAACUGAUUGGAACAGGACAAUGUUUCAGUCUUCAGCACGCAGAGAGAAACAGCAGCAUGGAUGCAUGUUGUCUUUUAAGAUGUCGGGCUCUAUCUGUUCUCUUGUAUAACCGUGUGAAUAUCUUGCCUUUGAAUAUUGUAUCAUGACCCCUGCCUUGCAUAUUAAGAUCGGGCCUACAUAUUGAAGGUCUAGCCUAUAUUAUGAGGUGGCCUAUAUGCUGUGCUUUGGAUGAUGAGCAAAACCCAGUCUUGUGUCAUUAUGUUCUGGUCGAAACACUAAGAUAUGGUUUCAGCUGGCUCCAAGGGUAUGAUCUGUUCUCAGUACUAUCAUCUAGUCUCAAUACUAAGAUUUAGUCUAACUAUUGAGAUUUUUACAAUCUUGGAUUGGCCUUGGGCAGGUAACAUGUUGGUAAGAAUAUGAACUAUAGCUUGGUUAGCCUCAGGUGAUUAUGUAUCGUACAAAGUGGAUACAAAGACCGUCUUGUAUCAGUGUUUGCUUAUUUAAUAACCACUUGUUUAGUUGUCAGGUACCUCCUCGCGCCUCAUGUAUACUUACAUGGUACUUGGAGUUUUCUCUUGCCAUCUUGUUGCAAUAGUUGAUUAACCCCUUUAGCCCUGGUCAAGGAGCUAUUAUGGAUGCGUUGUAAGCGAAGGGUGAUCUAACAAACAAAAUCAUUGAUUCAAGUGCAUCAUUUAACAGGCUGAACUAAUGUAGUAGUACAAAAAAGAUAAAGACUGCUUGUACAAAAAAUAAAUACGUAUUUUUCUAGUUUCCGCUUUGCCCACGAUAUUUUAAAUUGUUCUUCAACGAAAUCAUUCACUGGGUAAAGAUGAUUAAAAUACUCUGUAGACUUCCUUGAAAUUUCACACUAUUGUCUGCACUCAAAGGCGCCACCUAUGAUAAGGCUAUGACGAAUUAUCCUGAGUGUGAAUCUCAGUAGAGACAGCAGUGGACAUGAAUUUUAUCCUGUAGGUUGAGUUGCAGCGAACAGGUUUUAAAGCAACACACAUAAAUUACUCUCACGCUUUCAGCUCUUCAUAACUCAAAUGGAAAUUUCAAAACACCCAGAAUAAGGGAGAGAAUAUGUAUGCAUGAAUUAUUUGCUAACAACUCUAAUGGGUAACAACACUAACUCAGUGAGAUAGAGACUAUUGUUAUAGUCCAAAAGUUGUCGAAAAAGAAAAAAAUGGACCACUCAUGAUUUUUUUAAUGAGCCAUUAGGCCAAAGUACCAUAGACAAAAUACAGACUACCCUCGAGUCUAGACUGGAAUGUAUCACACAGGACCCAGUGCUGAAAUAAAAUCCAAGAAAAGAGCACAAAAACUAGCCACAACCAAACACUACACUCACACUCAAGCUCUUCAAUAUUUUUAAAGAUGGAUUCUAUGUAAAAGCCUGCUUUUUGUGUAAGUUUAUUCCACGGUGCGCGUGCGUGCGUACAUGUGAGCGUGAAUGAGUACACACUGUACACUGCUGAUCACUGUGAUAUUGUAACACGGUACCGGUGAUCUGAGUAGGCAAAGGGUAAAGGAGAAAUAUUUCAUUCGCAAACUUUCUUUUUUUCUGUUGUUAAUUUCUUAUCCAAAAUUACAAAGGAAAAAGUCAUUUUGAGACGUUUCCAUGGUUCCGACACUGCUGCUGUUUGACAAGCAUCAAAGGGGCUUACACUCUGUCAGACAAAUCUUUUAAUAGUUCAAUUUGGAUUGACUGGCAAUAGAGUACAUGUAUUCUGAGAUGAAUAAUUGACAACUAUAAGCUAGUUUCGUCUUUACUUCUCCAGGUUAAAGAGUCACAUCUCAGUGUUUAAAGGAUACGUUGCGAACUUGCCUUCUCUGUAAGCGAAUAUCUAUUUUCACAUAGUGUGUUUGUUUCAUCUGUUAACGAGCGAUUUGAUUGUUGUAUCACGCGACAGUUUUGUGCAUGAAAAAAAUGAAACAUUGUAUAGCUGUCCUAAUAAUAAUUAAGUUUGUUUCAUACAUUAUAUACGUAAAGCUGUUUUCCGUUCGAGGAAAACAGAGCUCAUUCCUCUCGAUUUCAUAUUAAUAAGUUACCCCCUCCACCUACUAAACAGAUAUAUCAGUAAUUGUCCUUAAAAUCGAAAGAACUUCGUCGAGGGGUAGUACUGUGUUCCAUGCUUAAUUUCUCUAAGGACUGGUUGAGGAGGGGAUGGAGAAAUGCUGCACAUAUUCAUAUCAGUAUUUAUCAAACGCUUACAAAAAAUCGACUGCCGAACCUAAAUAUUCGAAUUUGUUGUUAUUUACGCAGCUGUUUGCUAUUGUUCUUCUACUUAUAUUUAGCUCUUGCACAGUAAAUAUGUGUGCAGUGUACUCUAUGAUGAUGGCUGCCAGAAUCUGCAGACGUUUUAAUUUGUAGUCUGGUUGUCUGAUUCAUCCACAGGAUAGAUAAUGUACAUCAUAAACCAACCCAUGACAGGCUUAUAUUACACUAUACAUAUUCUACUGAUAUGUAAGACGACCAUAGUGUACAUUCUCUUGAUAUUUGUAAACAUAGUAUUUACUGUUUAUCCUCAAACAUUUCAGAUGAAUGACUCUAAAUAAAUAUGUUAUGGGCCAACUGUGAGCAUCGUUAACUCCACACUAUCUUAUCAUGCUGUCUACAUGUAACAAGCGGAGGUAGACCAAAAAUUCUGAAUCUGGAAAAGAUUCUGUCAUUUUAGUUAUAUCUUUAUUUUAGCAUAUCGUCAACCAGCUUUCUCUUUUUCUCAUGAUCUGUGUGUGUGUGUCGUCCACAUAUAACUCUUGCCUCUCUCGUAGACUUAACUUUUCAACUGAAAAUGUUUUGCUUUUAAAAGAACUUUGCCGAGUUAGUUUUUAAUAUCUGUGAAAUAGAAAUAUCAUACUGUGGAAAUGAUCAAAGAAUAUAUGCCUUUUCAUUAGAUAUACCACUCGAAACACUACUCUGCUCUCCCUCACUUGUGGUUCCCUUUGCGGUCUUCAAUUAAAGUUUAGCAGUGCUUACGAAAAUAUUAUUUGAAUUAUGCUUUAUUUCAGCCAUUUUGUUUUCCUUUGAUUUUGAAUGUGGCCUGUGCAUGUGUUCUUCAAUCAUCGGUAAUACAUGAGUGACUUACAGAACUACACUUUACCAACUGAAAUGCUACACAUCAGUAAUGAUAGAUUCUCGGGAACAAAUCCUGCAGAAUGGCAGCUAUUUUAAGUUUUGGAAAGAAACCAGUUCAAAAUCAAGUACAAGGCGUGUAAUAUUUAAAAUAUCUCAGUCUACCUAUAGUCAGGCAAUAAUUAUUUCAUCAUAUUCACUCACUUUCAAAAUGCAUUAGUUCAAAUCAUGCAAAAUCAAUCUGUACACUUUCUUCAUUCCUAUGUCCAUCUUCGAUAAUUUUACCACAAAGUCAAUAAAAAACUGAAAAGUCCACUCUUACUGUAUUCUAACAGGCUGUUUCAUCUGAUUUUAAAAUAUAAGCAUGAUUAAUCUUGUUUAGAGGUAAGAGAGUGGUUGAAAGCUCUCGAAGGCAUAGACAUUGUUUAAUACGAUUCCUGUCACCUCGUGUAAGCCCACGUUACAAUAUUGUAUGUCAUAUUGAUGCAGCAUAAAAGCAAUGUGUUUGCGGACUUUAUUAAUUAGUAAAUUAUCACUAAUGAUAAUGACCAGUAAAAUUACCGCUGAAUGUAAUGACCAGCUAAAUUACAACUAAUUUUAAUGGUCAACUUAAUUAUUGCUGAUUGUAAUGGAUGUAUAAAGUACUACUGGUGCAUAGAUAGACUUGUAUUUGUUAUUGCAAACAGCUUCUUCAAUAGAACUUAAAUUUGUGAAAGGGACAGUUUUCUGUUUCUAUUUAUGAUUAUUUGUAAAGUCUAGAAUAUACUGUUUGAAUGCUUGUCUUUCAGAGAUAAAAUAUUUUUUGCUGUGAAUUAAAGGUCGAUUGAGUU
This is a messenger RNA of Pomacea canaliculata, 7026 nucleotides long. RefSeq names its product sodium- and chloride-dependent glycine transporter 1-like. Gene Ontology annotation, biological process: sodium ion transmembrane transport. The record is from RefSeq and is a predicted model, not a curated record. Gene Ontology annotation, cellular component: membrane. The transcript is spliced from 15 exons. The coding region runs from base 971 to 2917 and encodes 648 amino acids. Lineage: Eukaryota; Metazoa; Mollusca; Gastropoda; Architaenioglossa; Ampullariidae.